AAGGGGGGAGAGGGAAAAGAAAGCCAGGGGGAAUGUCUAAGGGAGUCUGAGGGAACCGGUGGGCAGGAGAGAGAGACUUUGGACGGCAGACUGCAGGAAAGAGUGGUUUAAAAAUACUCCCUCGGUUGCUAGAAAUAGAUUUGGGUUUGGACAACUUAAUCAGGAAAAGCUCAGUGCGCGUUUUAGCUGUGCGCUUUUUGGGUAAGUUGGUGGACACAACACCUCCUCCGUUUGGAACCAAAACAACUGAGGAAAAGCAACAAGACUUCUCAGCAGCGGGGAGAUUGUUUCUUUUUUUGUGUCUCCUUUUAAAAGGGAACUGAAACGACAGGAUCCGGUUUGUUUUGGUCCCGUUUGUGGAUACUCACACAUUAGCAAGUCACAGCGAAACUUUUUUUUUCUCACUUUGCGCACAACUUUGGAUCGUGGAGCUGCUGAGAUGCGGUGAUGGAGUUCUGCGAUGUUUCCAAGAUGACUGCUCUCCUUAAGAAGCUCAUUUUCAGACGUGAUCUCCUCUCAAGAGAAACCAUGAACGGCUCUAAAUGGUCUUUCUUCACCCUCGCUGUCAUGUUUUUGACCUGGAAGCCUGCAGCCGCCGGGACACUGUCAGAUCUGGAGUUUGAACGGAGUCCCACCACCGUCAUCUCCUCACUGGGCAAACCUGUUACGAUGCACUGCACCCUGAAGGGAACAGGGGGCGAGGAAGAAGACCCCCCGGACGUGGUCUGGCUGAGAGACGACGUGCCGCUUCUGUAUGCAGACACCAACCAGUUCCAAGGCCUCACCGGCAGCAACAGCUGGACAAUCAAGAGCACGCUCAGAAUUGAGAAGGUCCAGCUUCCCGACAUGGGCUCCUAUAGAUGUGCUGUUUUUUCAGAAAGCCACCAGACUCUGUCUGACGAGGGCAGAAUUCAGCUGGAAGGCCUUCCUCAUUUCUCCGUGGAGCCUCAGCACAUGUCUGUAGUGGCCAACGUCUCCCUGAGCCUGAGCUGUGUGGCCCACGGACCUCCGGAGCCGGUCAGAGUGAUCUGGCUGCAGGACGGGGCUCCUCUCAACUCCCUGGCGGACCCUGUGGCCCUGUCACCCUCCACGCUCAACCUCACAGGUCUGAACAGGACCAGCACCUUCUCUUGUGAAGCCCACAACCUCAAGGGUGUGGCCACCUCUGGGUCUGGUACCAUCACUGUCCUCCCAGGCCAGCCUCAGAACAUCAGAGCUGUGGAGACCACUCAGACCUCACUCCGUUUAUCAUGGCAGCCCGGUUUCGGAGGCGACUACCCGAUAAUCCGCUGCUCUGUGCAGGCCAAACAUUCAGGCGAGUCCUUCACGGCGGGCCCAGAUAAGUUGAUCCACAACCAGAACGUGAACAUCCCACCAGCCACCCACCUCAUCGGGGACCUGGAGCCCCACAGCCUCUACGCCGUCAGGGUGGCCUGUCACAGCAGCCAGGGCCCGUCCGACUGGACGCCCUGGGUGGAGCUACGCACCAAAGAAGGAGUGCCAGACAGCCCACCUGUCAACGUUACGGCUGUGCUAAAUGGGACGGAGGUGCUGAUGGCGUGGGAGGGGCCUCCGGGGAAGCUGAACGGAGAAUUACAGGGUUACAUGGUGGAGUACAGCACGCCUGCAGCGCAGCAGUUUAUUGUGGACACUGGAUUGGACACUGAGCUGUCAAUCAACCUGUCCGUCCCCCUGUCCAAUGUGACUUUUCGAGUGUGUGCCUACACAGGGGCGGGUCAAGGGCCUUGGACCCCCGCACAGACGUUGACACUUACGCCUCAAAUAUGGGGAUUCAGAGGUCCGUCGUCGCCCCCGGCCUUUUCCUGGCACUGGUGGUAUGUGGUGAUGGCCAUCGCCGGCGCUGUGUCCAUAGCUGUGCUCAUGGCUGUUUACGUGGCCAAGCUGCGGCGCAAGGAGACGCGCUUUGGGGAAGCCUUUGAACCUAUGAUGGAAAGCGGAGAACUGGUGGUCAGGUAUCGCGCUCGCCGCACCUACAGCCGCAGGACUACAGAGGCUACAUUGAACAGUCUCGGCAUCAGCGAUGAGCUGAAGCAGAAGCUCCAAGAUGUGAUGGUGGACAGACAUAAACUAACCCUGGGAAAGACUCUGGGAGAAGGGGAGUUCGGCUCUGUGAUGGAAGGCCUGCUGACUCAGGAGGAGUCUGUUCUCAAAGUUGCUGUCAAGACCAUGAAAAUUGCCAUCUGCACACGCUCAGAGAUGGAAGAUUUUCUACGCGAGGCCGCCUGCAUGAAGGAGUUCGACCACCCCAACGUCAUGAGGCUUUUAGGUGUGUGUCUGCAGACUGUGGAGAGUGAAGGUUACCCCUCCCCGGUGGUCAUCCUGCCCUACAUGAAACAUGGAGACCUGCACAGCUAUCUGCUGUACUCGAGGCUUGGCGACUGUCCUGUGUACCUCCCAUCUCAGAUGCUGGUGAAGUUUAUGACCGAUAUUGCCCGGGGAAUGGAGUACCUCAGCAGCAAGAACUUCAUCCACAGAGACCUCGCUGCCCGUAACUGCAUGCUGAAUGAAAACAUGAAUGUAUGCGUGGCCGACUUUGGCCUCUCCAAGAAGAUCUACAACGGCGACUACUACAGACAGGGGAGGAUCUCCAAGAUGCCGGUUAAAUGGAUCGCCAUCGAAAGCUUAGCUGACCGCGUCUACACCACAAAGAGCGACGUGUGGUCGUUUGGAGUCACCAUGUGGGAAAUCGCCACUCGGGGCCAGACGCCAUAUCCUGGGGUGGAAAACAGUGAGAUUUAUGAUUAUCUGAGACAAGGAAACCGUCUCAAACAACCUCCAGACUGUCUGGACUGCAUGUAAGUUUUAGCUCCCUCUCCA
Molecule: messenger RNA, 2838 nt
Organism: Stegastes partitus (bicolor damselfish)
Lineage: Eukaryota; Metazoa; Chordata; Actinopteri; Pomacentridae
Gene: axl
Product: AXL receptor tyrosine kinase
Exons: 19
Coding region: 448-2820 (790 amino acids)
Biological process (GO): positive regulation of phosphatidylinositol 3-kinase/protein kinase B signal transduction; phagocytosis; negative regulation of apoptotic process
Cellular component (GO): signaling receptor complex; plasma membrane
Molecular function (GO): transmembrane receptor protein tyrosine kinase activity; ATP binding; protein binding
Source: RefSeq, a predicted model, not a curated record